Messenger RNA from Kogia breviceps (pygmy sperm whale), 1779 nucleotides. It is a transcript of the gene ATPSCKMT, whose product is annotated as ATP synthase c subunit lysine N-methyltransferase. Gene Ontology annotation, biological process: peptidyl-lysine trimethylation; positive regulation of proton-transporting ATP synthase activity, rotational mechanism; regulation of mitochondrial ATP synthesis coupled proton transport. Gene Ontology annotation, molecular function: protein-lysine N-methyltransferase activity. Gene Ontology annotation, cellular component: mitochondrion. The record is from RefSeq and is a predicted model, not a curated record. Lineage: Eukaryota; Metazoa; Chordata; Mammalia; Artiodactyla; Physeteridae.
AAGUUGGAAGACACGGACGGGGACUUGAGAACCCACAAGCCAGGAGUAGAUAGAAGUUCAACAUUUAUUAAAGCUAUAAAAUGGACUAUUUCUUGACAGUGGUUCCCAACGAGGAGCUCGCUUACCUAGAGCAUUAUUUUCUCCCUCCUUCCCACCCCGGCUCCAAGAUGAUGGUAGAGCCCACUUCCUUUUUUUAAAACUACCGGAGAUUUCGCGAUGGAGGGAGGAGGGACACCCCCAGAAACACUUAAAGAAGAAAGGCAGUCAGGAUGUGUUCCACCUGCAAGUCUUGAGGGCAACAGUUUGAAGAAAAGCAGUUGGGGGUUCUUAUUUACUGGCCUUGUUGGGGGGACGCUGGUGGCCGUGUACGCCGUGGCCACACCGUUUAUAACACCAGCUCUCCGAAGAAUCUGUUUGCCUUUUGUACCUGCGACUGCAAAGCAGAUUGAAAAUGUUGUGAAAAUGUUGCGAUGCAGGAGAGGACCCCUGGUAGACAUUGGUAGCGGCGACGGACGUAUCGUAAUAGCAGCUGCAAAGGAAGGAUUCACAGCUGUGGGUUAUGAAUUAAACCCCUGGCUCGUCUGGUACUCCAGAUACUGCGCUCGGCGGGAAGGGGUGCAGGCGUCGGCCAAAUUUUACAUCUCCGACUUGUGGAAGGUCACUUUUUCGCAGUACUCAAAUGUUGUCAUCUUCGGUGUGCCCCAGAUGAUGCUGCAGUUGGAGAAGAAGCUUGAGCUUGAACUUGAGGACGAGGCUAGAGUCAUUGCUUGCCGGUUCCCCUUCCCACACUGGACCCCGGCCCGGGUCACUGGGGAGGGGAUAGACACCGUGUGGGCUUAUGAUGCCAGUUCUCUCAGGAGAAGUAAGAAAAGGCCCUGAAGAUCCACGCAUUUCCAGUUGGUCAUUCAAAUAUAAACUUUAUCCAGAGAGUUUUCUGAAGUGUUGGGGGUCUUUGAUUUUAUGGAGACUUAAGGCUGUGUCUUCAGCAAAGAGUAUAUUUUUCCUUGUUAUGGAAUGAGAAAUUAUUAUUGCUUUCCUUAACUUUUGGAGAAAAUAAACACGUUGAGGACAGCAGGUAGAUUUAAAGCCCCUUUCAUGGUGUGUUCAAAACAAAUGUGCUUACUGCUUUUCAUGCACUCAGGUGAGUGAAAAUAUGGAUGAGCUGUGGUCAUGUUGAUGGAUGGGAGAGAUGUCAGCAGCUCUUCACAUUAUAAAGAGCAUGCUUUAAUGCCACAGAUGAGAAGAAACAAUUUAAAAAGAGGGAAUGCAUUUGUAAAUGUUUGCAAUUUCCUGUAACUUUAUUCACACUUGAGAUUUAUCUCUUUUUUUCUGUAUUUAGGUCAAAAUUAAUUUUCUAAAGGAUUUAGAGAGGUAUUUUUAUAUAUAUAUAUAAAUUUUUUAAAAAUUUAAUUAAGUUAUUUAUUAAUUUUUGUCUGUGUUGGGUCUUCAUUGCUGCACACAGGCUUUUCUCUAGUUGUGGCGAGCGGGGGCUACUCUUCGUUGUGAUGCGUGGGCUUCUCAUUGCGGUGGCUUUUCUUGUUGUGGAGCAUGGGCUCUAGGCACGCGGGCUUCAGUAGUUGCAGCAGGCAGGCUCAGUAGUUGUGGCUCGCGGGCUCUAGAGCACAGGCUCAGUAGUUGCAGCUCAGGGGCUUAGUUGCCCCGUGGCAUGUGGGAUCUUCCCGGACCAGGGAUCAAACCCAUGUCCCCUGCAUUGGCAGGUGGAUUCUUAACCACUGCUCCACCAGAGAAGCCCAGUAUUUAUAUUUUAUAACACUUAUU